UAUUCUAUCGUUGUAGCAACAUGAUGAACGCCGCCGUAGAUCGAGCUAGCGAGAAUGAAUUGCUCAUUUCGUUAGUCCGCGGCCAUCGCUCGUUGUGGGAUCAAGCAAGCCAAGACUAUAGAAAUGCAUCACUUCGCAACGUAAGCUGGAUUGCCGUCGCCAAGGCCCUAGGCCUAUCGGGGACGAACGACAAAGUCCUCAAAAUUAGCAGGAGAUGGAGGAAUCUGCGAGAUACUUUUGCAAAAAAGCUCCGGGACUCAAGAAAGAAGAGUGGUGCAGCCGCUGGAGAGCCGACGUCAACAUGGAAGCAUUUUAACGAUAUGCUUUUUCUGCGAGACAUUCUGGAGCCGCGACAAACGACCACGAACAUGGAGAUCUUUAGGGAUGACUCUGCGGAAGAAAUCCUCAGCCAAUAUUCCGAAAGCCCAUCGGAAAUACUUCUGCCCAUGGUUGAAGGACGUCACACAGACACGACACACACAAACACUAUCAAUUCUCUCCCUUCUACCCCUAGUGGUCUUUCAGGCUCUGCAUCUCAUUCUUCCUCUCCUCGAUCAUUUCCUUCUUUGCCUUCUCCACAGACUGUCUCUACUGCCUUUUCACUCAACACACCCACCUCUUCCCUCGAAAAGACACCAAAAACAAAACGCAAGAAAGACAGCAGAGACAGACUUCUUGAAAACAUUAACAAUGAGCUACACAUACCUAUGUCGAACAAUGAACACUUUUUAUUAUCACUAAAAGACCAGUUGGAUAAGGUGCCAGAUAACCUUUUAGGAUUAUGCAAGAUCCAUAUACUGGACAUUUUAAACCACUAUGAAGCUAGAAUUGUUCCCACGAACUUGGUGCCAUUAAAGCCUCCUCAAGGAAAGGAGACUAUCUUAUCUGCAAAUGUUGUUCAUUUAUUUAUGCUUGUUGCCUGUGUUAUUUAUUUGGUGCAUUUAAAUAAAGGCUCCCUGUAUUAUGGAUCAACCUCUAGGUCAAGUGUGUAAGGGAGUCAUGUUACUUGAGCUUUUUAUUUAGAAGUACUGAAGAGAUUGCAUAACAGCGUGCAACAGAAAAGGCCUCAUUUGUGGAAGUCGGGGAACAGUGUUUAUAACGACGACA
This is a messenger RNA of Dermacentor silvarum, 1107 nucleotides long. Its product is annotated as transcription factor Adf-1-like. Lineage: Eukaryota; Metazoa; Arthropoda; Arachnida; Ixodida; Ixodidae. The record is from RefSeq and is a predicted model, not a curated record. Gene Ontology annotation, biological process: regulation of transcription by RNA polymerase II. The coding region runs from base 21 to 992 and encodes 323 amino acids. Gene Ontology annotation, cellular component: nucleus; transcription regulator complex. The transcript is spliced from 4 exons.